AUGAUAUGGAGAAUGGGACCCAGUUUGACUAUACUGCUGGCAUUAUUGCUGGUGUGUGGAUCAGAACCCCACGGGCAGACCAUGAAUAGAGGAAGCCGCGGAGGGCAGAAAGUGCCUCUGGUUUCUGCUGUCAACAGAAGGCCAGCUCGGUUACUGAGGCACAUGGGGAGGUCUCAGGGAAUUGAGAGAACCACUCGGGAAGAACCAAACCUUCAGCCUCUCCAAAGGAGGAGCUUACCGGUAUUGACAGUAGCUCAUGCCACCGCACCGCCAGCCUCGCUGGGCAUCCAUGGGGCCCCAGUGAGAACUCAGAAGAGCCCAGCAGCUCGGAGCUCUCCGCGUGAGAUGGUCCGAGAUGAGGGGUCCUCAGUUCGGUCAAGAAUGUUGCGUUUCCCGUCUGGGUCCAGCUCUCCCAACAUCCUUGCCAGCUUUGCAGGGAAAAACAGGGUAUGGGUCGUCUCGGCCCCACACGCCUCGGAAGGCUACUACCGCCUCAUGAUGAGCCUGCUGAAGGACGACGUGUAUUGUGAGCUGGCUGAGAGGCACAUCCAGCAGAUCGUGCUGUUCCACCAGGCAGGCGAGGAAGGAGGCAAGGUGCGGAGGAUCACCAGUGAGGGCCGCGUCCUGGAGCAGCCCUUGGACCCCAGCCUCAUCCCAAAGCUGAUGAGCUUCUUGAAGUUAGAGAAAGGCAAGUUCAGCAUGGUGUUGUUGAAGAAGACAUUGCAGGUGGAGGAACGCUACCCUUACCCCGUCAGGUUGGAAGCCAUGUAUGAGAUCAUCGACCAGGGCCCCAUCCGCAGGAUAGAGAAGAUCAGGCAGAAGGGUUUUGUGCAAAAAUGUAAGGCCUCUGGAGUCGAGGGCCAGGUGGUAGAGGAGGGGAACAAUGAUGGAGAGGCAGGAAGGCCAGGCCUGAGUAAUGAGAAGAGGAAAGAGGAGCAGAGGAGAGCGCAAGUGCCACCCACCAGAGAGAGUCGGGUGAAGGUGAUGAGAAGACCAGCCACCACUGCAGGGGCCCCUCACCCACCUCCUCCAACCCCACGGGCCACCACGCUGCCUCCAGCUCCGGUCACAACAGUGACGCGGGCCACCUCUCGGGUGGUGACGGUAGCUGCAAGACCCACAACCACCACAGCCUUUCCGACCACCCAGAGGCCCUGGACCUCCCGAGUGCACCUUUCUUCGGCCCCCCACAAGCCCCCCGCAACAGCUGAGGUGACCACUGCCAAGGGCCCAGUGGCCUCCGAGAAUCUCUACCCUCCACCCAGGAAGGAGCAGCCCAGGGAGGGGCCCCCGACCACUAGGAGGCCCAGCAAGGCCACCAACUUCGAGGGCUUCACAGCUGCCCCUUCCAUCCCCAUCUCCGAGCCCAGCACCAGGGCUGGCGUGGGCCGUUUCCGGGACAACCGCACAGACAGGCGGGAGCAUGGCCCUGGAGAACCCAAUGUGGUGCCAGGUCCUCACAAGCCAGCAAAGGGGAAACCUCCCAAAAGGAAAGCCCAGGACAAAAUUCUUAUCAAUGAGUAUGAGGAUAAGUAUGACCUCAGCCCGCCGACCACCUCUCAGCUGGAGGAGGAGUUGCAGGGGGGAAAUAUGCCCCCCCAAAAAGCGAAGGAGUCUAAAAAGCACGAAAAACUUGAGAAACCCAAGAAUGAGAAGAAAAAAAAGGUGAAGAGUGAGAAAGCAGACAAGUUACUCAAGAGUGAAAAGCAAGUGAAGAAGGACAAGGCUGAGAAAAAGAGCAGGCAGGAGAAAGAGAAGAACAAGAAGAAAAAAGUGGGGAGGACAGAGCAGGAUGGCCACCUGAAACCCACAAAACCCUUCACUCAGAAUCCCAGGAAGUUGGUGACCGACCUGCUGGGGCCCUUUGAAGGCAAACGGAGGCUGCUUCUGAUUACCACUCCCAAGGCUGAAAACAGCAUGUAUGUGCAGCAGCGAGAUGAGUAUCUGGAAAGUUUCUGCAAGAUGGCCACCAGGAAAGUCUCCGUGAUCACUAUCUUUGGCCCUGUCAGCAACAGCACCAUGAAAAUCGACCACUUCCAGCUAGACAAUGAGAAACCUAUGCGAGUUAUGGAUGAAGAGGACUUGGUAGACCAGCAUCUCAUCAGCAAGCUGAGGAAGGAAUAUGGAAUGACCUACAAUGAUUUCUUUAUGGUGCUCACAGAUGUGGACCUCAGAGUCAAGCAAUAUUAUGAGGUGCCUAUAGCUAUGAAGUCUGUGUUUGAUUUGAUCGAUACUUUCCAGUCCCGAAUCAAAGACAUGGAAAAGCAGAAGAAGGAUGGCAUCAUUUGCAAGGAAGACAAGAAGCAGUCACUGGAAAACUUCCUAUCCAGAUUCCGUUGGAGGAGGCGGUUGCUGGUGAUCUCGGCCCCUAAUGAUGAAGACUGGGCCUAUUCACAGCAGCUCUCUGCCCUCAGUGGUCAGGCAUGCAAUUUUGGUCUGCGCCACAUAACGGUUCUGAAGCUUUUAGGUGUUGGAGAGGAAGUAGGGGGCGUUUUAGAACUGUUCCCGAUUAAUGGGAGCUCUGUUGUGGAGCGAGAAGACAUACCAGCCCAUCUGGUGAAAGACAUACGCAACUACUUUCAAGUGAGCCCAGAGUAUUUCUCCAUGCUUCUAGUUGGAAAAGAUGGAAAUGUGAAAUCCUGGUAUCCUUCCCCAAUGUGGUCCAUGGUGAUUGUAUACGAUUUAAUUGAUUCGAUGCAACUCCGGAGACAGGAAAUGGCCAUUCAGCAGUCACUGGGGAUGCGCUGCCCGGAAGAUGAGUAUGCAGGCUAUGGUUACCAUAGUUACCAUCAAGGAUACCAGGAUGGUUACCAGGAUGACUACCGUCAUCAUGAGAGUUACCACCAUGGAUAUCCUUACUGA
Rangifer tarandus platyrhynchus (Svalbard reindeer) is the source of this 2862-nucleotide messenger RNA. NCBI's taxonomy places the organism in Eukaryota, Metazoa, Chordata, Mammalia, Artiodactyla, Cervidae. The record is from the annotation of a GenBank genome assembly.